GCAUUAUAUUCUUAAAAAAUUAACAUAUUUAUUACCUCUUCAUACCAAUGUUCAACAAUUGAAUGUGCCGGUCGUUUUGAAAUACUUAGUUUAAAAUGUUGCUAAAACACCGCAUUAUAUUAACAAAACUAAAUUAUAAAAGUAGAUUCCACAGAAAAUAUUUAUCAUCACAAUCUGAUGUCGGUGAAAUUGAAGUACCAUUUUCUAAUGGCACCACUUUAAAGCUAAAGACUGGUCAAUACGCGAGGUUCGCGGAUGGAGCGUGCGUUGCCACACUGGGCAACACCAGUGUGCUCUCAACAGUGGUGUCAAAAGCCAAGCAGAGCAAUGUUUCGUUCCUGCCUCUCGUAGUUGAUUAUAGGCAGAAAGCAGCAGCCGCUGGCAGGAUACCAACCAACUUUUUGAGGAAAGAACUAGGUCCGACAGAACGAGAAAUCCUCACAUCGCGUGUGAUCGACAGGUCACUCCGACCCCUAUUUCCGCAGAAUUACUUUUUCGACACACAGAUAGUAUGUAACAUGCUGGCGGUAGACAGUACUAACCCGCCGGAGACUGUCGCUAUCAAUGCUGCUAGCGCUGCAUUGGCGUUAUCUGAUGUGCCAUGGAAUGGACCGAUUGGGGCUGUAAGAAUAGGCCAAAUCGACAAUGAACUAAUCAUCAACCCCACUCGUCGAGAACUUGAACAGUCCACCCUCAACCUAGUCGUGAGUGCCGCAGCUUCCAACCUGGUGGUAAUGCUGGAAGGUCACGCAAAGGAUAUCCUGCAACAGGAUCUGCUGAAGGCCAUCAAAUUAGCUACGAAAGAAGCACAAAACAUAGUGCGAGGUAUCGAAAAAUUACAAAAAACGCACGGCAAGAUGAAACGUGAAUACGAAAUGCCGGAACCACUUGAUGAAAGCAUCGUGGAGACUAUUAAGACUUUGUCAACUAUGAAGAUUAGGGAGAUAUUGAGUGACUUCAACCACGACAAAACAUCACGUGACAACGCGAUAUCGGAACUACGUCAAACAGUGCUCAACCAACUAAGAGACACAGAAGCCGAUGUGGCCAAACUACAGGAUUGUUUCAAUCAGCACCUGCGGCAAACGUUCAGGGAUAUGAUCUUUGAUACUGAGGUUAGGUGCGAUGGGAGGGGACUCGAUGAUCUGAGGAAUAUUAGUUGUCAAGUAUCAUUAUACGAGCCAUUACAUGGCAGUGCGCUAUUCCAACGCGGACAAACCCAGGUGUUGUGCACUGUGGCUUUCGACUCGCCGGAGAGCGCUUUGAAAAUGGACCCUCUUACUAUGAUUACAAGCGGAAUAAAAGAAAAGAGUUUCUUCCUCCACUACGAGUUUCCAUCAUACGCGACGGGGGAAGUGGGGCGAACGGGGCCAGCGGGGAGACGCGAGAUGGGGCAUGGGGCACUCGCUGAACGCGGUUUGAUGCCCGUUGUGCCCCAACAUCCCUGUACUGUGCGACUCACUGCGGAGGUGCUGGAGUCUAAUGGCUCGUCGUCCAUGGCGUCAGUGUGCGGCGGGUCGCUGGCGCUGCUGGACGCGGGGCUGCCGCUCGCCGCGCCCGCCGCGGGCGUCGCCGUCGGGCUCGUGGCGCGGCACGACGAGCGCGGCCACGUGAGCGACUACCGGAUACUGUGCGACUUGUUAGGUAUAGAAGAUUACAUGGGUGACAUGGACUUCAAAGUGGCUGGAACGAAGAAAGGCAUCACAGCGCUGCAAGCUGAUAUCAAAAUAGCUGGUCUUCCACUCAAGGUCGUGAUGGAGUCGGUGCAAAAAGCCUGUGACUCUAAGAGCAAGAUCAUUGACAUUAUGAACCAGUGUAUUGAUAAACCGAGAGACGUCAACAAAGAUAACAUGCCAGUUAUUGAAGAAAUAGAAGUGGAAGUUCACAAACGCGCGAAAUUACUCGGAGUUGGCGGGAUCAAUCUCAAGAAACUAUAUGUGGAGACUGGUGUACAGAUAAGUCCGGUCGACGAGACGCGAUACAGCGUGUUCGCACCGACCCCGGCAGCUAUGGACGAAGCCCGUGCGCGGGUCGCCACGUGGCUCGCUGCUGAACGCACGCCGGAGCUUGAGUUUGGCGCUAUUUAUAGUGCUAAGGUGGUAGAAGUAAAAGACAUUGGUGUUUUGGUCACGCUAUAUAGCGGCAUGACGCCAGCGCUGGUCCACAAUACGCAGUUGGACCAUAGGAAGAUAAUGCACCCCUCAGUGUUAGGUCUGGACGUAGGUUCAGAGAUCCAAGUGAAGUACUUCGGCCGAGACCCUGUUUCUGGCCAAGUCAGACUUUCAAGAAAAGUACUCACCUCCCCCCCACCACCACUUGUAAGAAAACUGGAUAAAAGCUAACUAGAAGCUUGCAAGAAUUAAUAAAAUCAUAUGAAUCUAAUUGAAGUGAAACUUCUUCAUCGGGGUUGGAAAAAAAUUAAGUGUAACAUUUUUUCGUUACGCCUGACAUUUUAACGUUACACGCCAUCUU
Molecule: messenger RNA, 2472 nt
Organism: Colias croceus (clouded yellow)
Lineage: Eukaryota; Metazoa; Arthropoda; Insecta; Lepidoptera; Pieridae
Gene: PNPase
Product: polyribonucleotide nucleotidyltransferase 1, mitochondrial
Exons: 14
Coding region: 96-2342 (748 amino acids)
Biological process (GO): mitochondrial RNA 3'-end processing; mitochondrial mRNA catabolic process
Cellular component (GO): cytosol; mitochondrion
Molecular function (GO): polyribonucleotide nucleotidyltransferase activity; RNA binding; 3'-5'-RNA exonuclease activity
Source: RefSeq, a predicted model, not a curated record